Owenia fusiformis is the source of this 2163-nucleotide messenger RNA. The record is from the annotation of a GenBank genome assembly. NCBI's taxonomy places the organism in Eukaryota, Metazoa, Annelida, Polychaeta, Sabellida, Oweniidae.
UGUAAACAUAUUCUUGAAUCAAUUACAGGAAAUUAUGUGGAAAUUUCUAUUUUCCGAGUGACUUUUGGAAGUAGGUCAAAGUUCAUCCUGUAUGAAGACUGUUCUCAAUCGUGAUUGGUCGAUGAUUUAUUUUAACUUCCGGUUUCCAAACAUGUCAAAACUUAUCGCAUGUUUUUGUUUAUAAUGAUGUAACUUACCUAAAAAUGCGUAUAUUAACUCGGGUAUUUCGACAGAGCAGUCUUUGUACGACAGACAUAAAGGUUCAAAAACGACAGAUGAACAUGAUUUGGACCACAUGCUCCAGCUGGAUUGAAAGAAUUUCCUCUUUGGUACAACCAAAACAGAAAACAUUCACAGUAUCAGUGGAAGGUAACAUAGGCAGUGGCAAGACAUCAUUCCUUAGAUAUAUACAGGCAAACCACGACAAUAUCACUGAGGUAACUGAGGAGCCAACUGAUAGGUGGAGGAAUAUACAGGGGCAUAAUGCACUGGCUCUGAUGUAUGAGGACCCCGCACGGUGGAGCCUGACAUUCCAGACAUAUGUUCAGCUGACCAUGUUACAGUCUCAUAUGGCUCCACAGAAGAAACCUAUCAAAAUGAUGGAGCGAUCCAUACAUUCUGCUAAACAAUGCUUUGUAGAGAAUUUACACAAUAAUGGCACAAUGCCUGACAUUGAGUAUAUUGUAUUGAGUGAGUGGUAUGAUUACAUCUGUGCACAUGACAAGGUGGAUGUUGACAUUAUUGUUUACCUCAAGACCAGGCCAGAAGUUGUCCUGGAACGCAUCAAGAAAAGACAUAGAAAUGAAGAACAAACUAUUCCACUGGAAUACCUUGAGCAGCUCCAUAAGCUUCAUGAAGACUGGCUGGGGCACCAACCCAAUGUAUUGACAUUGGAUGCAAAUUGUGAUCUUAUUGAAAUGAAGACAGAAAUAGACAAGCACAUAAAAACAAUACUUUGCGGUCUAGUCACUUCCAAACAAAGUCACUCAUCAUCUGUGGACAGUGAGCACCUUCUGCCUGUCAGAAAUGGUUUCAAACCCCAUACAGCAUUAACAAAUGAUGGCAAUCUUAAGUCUUCAGCUCAUUUAAAAGCCACAACAGGAGUUCUGAAGCAAGGGGAUUGAAAAAGAACUUCUACUAAACAUCACAGCUUCAAAAUGAUACAGUGGGGGCAUAAGUCAGUGAGAAUGCAUCAUUUGCUGUGAAAUAUAAUUUAUUGCUGUGCUAUGAUGAUGUAACAUGUGUACCACAGCUGGAGGCUGGAAGCUGGAAGGAGAUCUUAGUUAAAUGAUUGGAGUACAAAAUAUGUAUAUCCAAAACGCUAAUUUAUUACAGGGUGCACCUCAGACAAUGAUGAUCUCCAAAGAUUUCACCAAAGACAUGGUUUGGAAACCUAACAUUUAUAUACUUGACAGUGUACACUAGUCACUUAAGUAAUUUUAGUACUUCUUUUAGUAAGUUCUUUAGCAAACCCAAAUCAUACAGAAGUGGCGAUUGCUUUGAAUAUUUGCAAUCCAUGUUACAGCUUAUAACUUAUAUUUCAGAUACAUUUUUAGUAAAUUCAUGCAAUCCUAGGGUUUUGAAGGACCCCUAAGAUUUAUCAAAAUUAUCAAAACGUUGUCCAAAACUUUUCAAACUUGAGGUACAUGAAGAUUUAUUUCAGAUUUUAACCCCACUUAUACCGUUACACUAUAUUAGGUUUGAGAAUGUGAGUUCCGUACUGGUUAGUUUUUUUUGUAUUAGUCUUGGGAAAAGUUAUUUUAUAAGCUCCUCAUUUAGCUGUUCUCUGUUACUCUAGUAUUGUAUUUUUUGUUGGAAUUAUUAUUCAUCUCUAAUAUUGAUUGCCAUGGAGGGAAGACAAGUCUUGUAUCAGAUAUCCCACAAUGUAUCAUGGCAACGAAAUGAAACUUAUAUUUUUCUUAAUUAUACUUCUUACUAUAUUGUCUAUUCUACUGAUCAUAUGCAGUAGACAGUCAUGUGCAAUUUAAACUUUGAUACAUUUUAAAACUUAACAUGUAUGGUAUACAUGUAGUUCAAUGUUGUGCUUUGUUUAGAAAUAAACAUAUUAACUAUUGUACUUUGUAACAUUGAUUUGUAUUUAUUUCGGACAUGCAUGGAUGGUUUAAACGAAAACGAAAAAAUCCUAAAAUAUUUGGUCAUAUA